AUGGCCACGACUGCCCUCCUGCCAUAUAGGCUGCCCCUGCAAGACUUCCUCAAGGCAUCGCACUUCGCGCUGGGGCCAGACCCGCGGCUGCACAAGGGCGCCAUGCACUCCACGUCGCGCCGGGACUUCCCGGCCUACCCGGGCGUCACCCGCCUGCGGCCGUGCCGCCAGCCGCCGCGCGCGCCCCUCUUCCAGCAGGACGCGUCCUGGGCGCUCAGGGACUGCCCGUCGGAAUCGCACCGGGCCUUCCAGCAGCUGCCGCCGGAGUCUGCGCCGUCGGGCGAUACGUUGCGGGAGCGCACGCUCGCCAUGCAGCUCACCAACCUGCGCAUGCACGCGGAUGCGCACGCCGGCCCCGGCGUUCCCAGCGCGCGCGCCGCCUACGGCUGGCCUGAGCUGCCCGCGCGCGUUAGCGAGCAGAUCCGCCGGGCUCGCCUCAUCUUCGCCGGCGACUCGGUGCCGACCGGCGACCGCGCCAAGCUGGGCAUCCCGCCCACCACGCACCAGGAGCUCUUCCCACCACACGACCCCUGCCCGAAGCCGCGCGCACCCUGCUACCACCUCGGAGGCCCCAACACCCUCAAGGGGGACCAUAGGAGACAGACCUAUGGGACUUCCUACCAGAAACAGUUUCAGGCCUUGCCGGAGCCACCCGCCUUGAUGUGUAAGAGGGCCUCCUCCAGUGUGGAAUUGGGAGACUGCAAGAUUGGCUAUGGACCCAUGUGCUCUGAGCAGAAACAGGCCUACAGGCCCCAGGGUCUGCCCCCAGACAGGUAUAACAAGGCUCAGGCCACGGCCCACAUCUACUAUGUGAAUAUUCGUCCUGGAGACGGCCUCUUCCACGAUGCCACCACCAAGACCCAGCACUUCUACCCCCGGGAGCUAGAGCCUUUUGUUCUUGGUCACGACCAGACUCCGCUGUCACACAUCCUGGAAGGAAACCAGCGCCCUGGCCCGGGCAGCCUCACCACCUCCACGCAGUUCUUCCUCGGCCAGCCACCGCCUCUGAACCGGCCACCCAACCGCCACUUGCCCCACGAGAAAUUGCAGAACCACGUGACUCUAGGGGAGCCAUCCCUGCUUGGACACUUCUUCCAGACCUCGAUGGGCUCGGACUACCUAGCCCCGGAGGCACAGCAGCCACUGAAAGCGCUCAACCUCCACCUAUUGGAGAGCAACCUGCCGAAGGGCACGGGCAAGCCAGAUUUUUUAACCAUGAACCAGAAGAUGCUGAAGCCGCACAGAACAGCUCCGGCCCUGGUGACUGAGGAGCUGCUACAGCGGUGCAAGUACACCCACGUGGAGCCCCCGCUGGGCGGACAGCGAGUCUUCUCUACCCGCUACCAGGAGGAGUUUCCCUACAAGUACCAGGGUCCCGUGACACUGACCUGGGGUAACUUCCAGGAGAGCCACGUGCCCCUGGGCAUACCUCGCAAGUUGGGCUGCGAGGAAAGGAAGGACGCUCAGGCCCCCCAGACUCCCAUCUACCCAUGCCACAGCCAGCAAUAA
Messenger RNA from Trichechus manatus latirostris (Florida manatee), 1509 nucleotides. It is a transcript of the gene SAXO5, whose product is annotated as stabilizer of axonemal microtubules 5. The transcript is spliced from 8 exons. The record is from RefSeq and is a predicted model, not a curated record. Lineage: Eukaryota; Metazoa; Chordata; Mammalia; Sirenia; Trichechidae. Bases 1 to 1509 code for a protein of 502 amino acids.